Molecule: messenger RNA, 375 nt
Organism: Emericellopsis atlantica
Lineage: Eukaryota; Fungi; Ascomycota; Sordariomycetes; Hypocreales; Bionectriaceae
Exons: 1
Coding region: 1-375 (124 amino acids)
Source: RefSeq, a predicted model, not a curated record
AUGGCCAUCAUGGGCUUUUUGGUAUUCUUCGCCUCAAUGGCAUCACUCCAAGCCAAUGCCUCUCCCCUGCUUCAAAAGCGAGACCAGGACCCGGGGACAGCAUGCUCCCCCGAGGGUCAGUGGUCCUGCCAUCCAGACACCUUUCAGCGCUGCGCGUCUGGGCAGUGGAGCGUGGUCAUGGAUCUCGCCGAGGGCACCAAGUGCAGCCCAGAUGGGCUGUCGGACGAGAUGAGCAUUGAGCAUGACGGGAGUGUCAACGGCCAAGGGGGCCAAGAUACAAAUGCAGGAACGCCGCAGUCCAGUGGCGCCCGAUGCAAAGGGGCUAUUGGAUUGGCUUUGGCGGUGCUGGGGAUGGUGGCCGCCUGGGAGUCGUGA